GGGUGCGGCUGUGAGCGUCUCUGUGGUGGCAGCGCCUCGGCUCCGCUCGCAGCUCUGUGGAGGUGGGAGAGCUGUGACGGAGCGGGGCCUGGGGCUGCCCUCCUUGGGGAGCGUAGCUCGGUACGGCGCCUGGCCUCCUGAGGUCUUGGAGAGGGAGAGGGGUGUUUGUAAUUGACUGCGGCCUGCCGUUUUCUGUGCGUGCAGAGCGCAGUUAUUGCGGUCCCCUGGGGAUGAGGAGCUGGGGGCACUGAUUGCAGUGUGAGCUGUCAGCAGUGUGUGGGAAGCUGGUGGGCCUCAUCUGCCUCAGUGCAGGCAGGCGCCUGCUUCAUAAAGAAGGUACUAGUAAGAAGUAACGUAUGGUGAAAUGGAGCAAAAGAAAUGUGAAUCUGUGGUCUGUAACAAAACAUGUAUUUUAGUGGUCUUCAUCUUAAAUAACAGAGGUGCUAGCCAGUGUGGCAUUUCCCUCCAAUAACUUCCAGAGCAUGUGAAAUGAUCAGUUAAAACAGCCAAAGGAAUCAGUGCAGUGGGUCAGAAUUUGGACACAAUGCGCCCCUUUGGAAUUACCCACUCACCAAAGGCUCCCUGGUUAGCAGGGGUCAGCUGUCUCCAGCAGGGUUUGCCUGACAGGGAGUGGAAAGGGUUAAAUCCUUUGCCUGCUGUUGAAGCAAAGAAACUAAAUAGUGAGCAAAGGGGAAAGAAUGUUUGCUCCCGCUGAUCAGUCUCGGUUCCUUCAUGUCAUGCGCUCCCUAUAAGAUGUGCAUUUUUUUGGCAUGCCUUUCUUUAGGUAUUCCAUUUUUUUUCCUUGGCGUCCUUUCCGUAGGUUUGCAUCCUCAAAUGUUUGUGGUUUUGUACCUUAAAGCUGUAGAAGUGUUAUUUAUUGAAAAGUUGCAAGAAUUUGCUUUGUUGUGCUGCUUCUUCUGUACCUCCCAAAUAAUCUUGAACAAAUAAAUGGAAAGAACGUAAGGCAAUAACAUUGUCUCUUAUUUAACUGGCCAAGUUAAAGUUUAUUUUCUCUAGUAAUUGUUGUUCUGGCAUAGUAAGAUGUUUAAAGACCAUAUUUAGCUUUUGUUUUCAUAGAGAUAGUGGAAUUCCUGGUGAAACUCAGGUUCUGAAUUCUUUCUGAUGUCAAUGUUAGUUAUACCCCUGGCUACAGAAAACAUUAAUUACUCCUGCUCUUUUAAUUUACUUUCCACAAUAUUCUGAAGAAUCCAAACCUACAAUUUUAGUACUCUGUGUUUUAGUCUCAAGAGAAAUAAGUGCUUCAGCACCUUGCAGAGGUGAUCCAGAGCAAGGAAUUCCCAGCUGGUGGGCAGCCACCUGGGGCUGUUGCUGGUCACAGUUCUGCUUCUGCAGCAUGCCAUUUCUGUUGCCGGCAAAAGCGAGUGAUCAAAAAAAGCUAAAGAGGAGAAAUAAUGGCUUCUCAGCAGCAGGAAAAUCUUAACUUCCUUGCUUAUGAAACUGCAACCAAAGUCCUGUGAUGUUUUAUCUGAUAUGUGCAGAGAAAACACAUGUAAUGUGAACUAGGCAGUGCUCCUUACAGAUUGCAAUAGUGAUUGCUGCUGUCUUUAAAGCAAAAGUGGUGGCUCCCAAACCUGCCAUAGGUUCACAGGAGCCUGGUGUUAGAGUGCUCUGCUAUGAAAAGAUUCCUUUCUUGUUGAAAAGGCAGUCAGCUCUUAGCUAUCAACUAAGCACUGCUUGAAGGGUAGGGAGUUUGUCGUUCCUUGCUUGCAGCUGAAGCUAUGCCACUGACUAGAAGAGAAUUCAGGACUUGGCACAGCAAUAUUUUGGAUCCAGUUAUCUGAGUGCUCACAUAGAAGGGAAAAAGUUGGAGUUCCAUCUAAAACAACUAGCUCUAUUCUUUAACCUUGUGUUGUCUCAGAUAGCCUAUAAACUGCGUUCAGAUCAGAAGUCAGAUCUCUUCCGCCUUCUUGAGAGUCAUAAUCAAUAGCUCAGUGAAUUGUGGUUGCUUCUCUCUUCUCUCCCAGAUAGUUAUCAGAACCUUCAAAGGAAAGGGAAAUAAUGAAAGAAUACCUGCCACAUUGCAUCAGUUGGGGGGUUUGGCAGUCCUUCAGAUACGUGGCAAGAUUAAACUGUAAACUGAUUUUUACUCUUCAGUUAAUGCUACAUUACAGUGACUAUCCUACUGACCUUCAUCUGGCUCAAGCACUAGAGAAUUAAGCUAUAACAACUGCAAAAAGGAUUGGAGCAAGAAAAUGUGAGCUAUUCCUCCCCCUCUUUCCUGCCAGAUUGCAAGAAGACCCUCCUGUGGGUGUCAGUGGUGCACCAUCUGAGAAUAAUAUAAUGCAGUGGAAUGCAGUUAUAUUUGGGCCAGAAGGGACCCCUUUUGAAGAUGGUACUUUUAAACUAGUAAUAGAAUUUUCAGAAGAAUAUCCAAACAAACCUCCAACUGUUAGGUUUUUAUCAAAAAUGUUCCAUCCAAAUGUUUAUGCGGAUGGUAGCAUAUGUUUAGAUAUUCUUCAGAAUCGGUGGAGUCCGACAUACGAUGUCUCAUCUAUUUUAACUUCAAUUCAGUCUCUGCUUGAUGAACCUAAUCCAAACAGUCCAGCAAACAGUCAGGCAGCACAGCUUUAUCAGGAGAACAAACGUGAAUAUGAGAAAAGAGUUUCAGCUAUUGUCGAACAAAGUUGGAAUGAUUCGUAACAGCUGCUUUGUUACUCUCCAUCCUCAUAAUCAUUAUGUACAAUUUAACUCUCAAUAGAAAGGCUACCAAGAAUUUCAAGUGCCACAGCUCUAAGAAUUUGCAUAAAAACUCAUUUGCAAACAGAAUUAAGCCCUCCAGUUUAGGAAACCUUAAAGCUUGUGUAUCUUGAUUAACGUACUUCUUAUUGCAUGGUAUGAACUAAGUUAUUGCUACAUAAAUUUGUAAUAUAUCCUGUUUGUAUUUUUUUUCCAAGUGUAUAAUGUUGGUGUGGAAUUUUCAUGACAGAAUAUACACAUUUUGUAAAUCUGUACUUUUUCAAAUAUUGAAUGCCUUAUUUUUGAAUUCUUUAGAUUUUUAAAUUGGAGAAAAGCACUUAAAAAGUUUUUAUAUAUAAAUAUUUCAUGUAAAACUGUUAAAUACAUAACCUCAGUGCAAGACA
Messenger RNA from Gallus gallus (chicken), 3101 nucleotides. It is a transcript of the gene UBE2B, whose product is annotated as ubiquitin conjugating enzyme E2 B. Gene Ontology annotation, molecular function: ubiquitin conjugating enzyme activity. Gene Ontology annotation, cellular component: HULC complex. NCBI's taxonomy places the organism in Eukaryota, Metazoa, Chordata, Aves, Galliformes, Phasianidae. Bases 2302 to 2661 code for a protein of 119 amino acids. The transcript is spliced from 7 exons. The record is from RefSeq and is a predicted model, not a curated record. Gene Ontology annotation, biological process: protein polyubiquitination; proteasome-mediated ubiquitin-dependent protein catabolic process; DNA repair.